This is a messenger RNA of Hirundo rustica (Barn swallow), 7726 nucleotides long. RefSeq names its product ring finger protein 144B (gene RNF144B). Gene Ontology annotation, molecular function: ubiquitin conjugating enzyme binding; ubiquitin protein ligase activity; zinc ion binding. The record is from RefSeq and is a predicted model, not a curated record. Gene Ontology annotation, cellular component: ubiquitin ligase complex; mitochondrial membrane; cytoplasm. Lineage: Eukaryota; Metazoa; Chordata; Aves; Passeriformes; Hirundinidae. The coding region runs from base 349 to 1260 and encodes 303 amino acids. The transcript has 8 exons. Gene Ontology annotation, biological process: positive regulation of proteasomal ubiquitin-dependent protein catabolic process; ubiquitin-dependent protein catabolic process; protein polyubiquitination.
UAUAAGUAGAUGCAGCUUUCCCACAGCUACUGCAUCCAAGCUGCGACGCGCGUUUGAGAUGUAAUGGCAGCACGCACUUAAUAGCAGGGAGGGGAUGAUUUCUCGGAGUGGCAGAGGGGCUGGGAGACGAGUCCUGCUGCAGUCCUUAAAAGUGUACCGCUGUCAGACACCCAGAGAAGAGGAAGGGCGUGUGAGAGCAAUCCGCUCCGUUCCUCACUGCGAGCUCCGGGGCUCUGUGACAUCGUGGUUCUUGGGAAUGCCGGAGUCUGAGUGCAGCCGCUGAAAAGUCACACAGCUGGUAGUGAGCGCUGCUCUCCUUUCAAGGCUGUGUGCACCAUUAAUGACUGAAUGGGCUCUGCUGGGAAGGCUUGUCCUCACACCAUGACAGCUGACAAGUCAGAAGCUGGAGAGCUAGCUCUGGAGCCUCUCCUCACUUGUAAGCUUUGUCUCUGUGAAUAUUCCCUGGAUAAGAUGACCACUCUUCAGGAAUGCAGCUGCAUCUUUUGUACAGCGUGUCUAAAACAGUACAUGGAGCUGGCAAUCCAAGAAGGUUGUGGUUCCCCUAUCACAUGUCCAGACAUGGUAUGCUUGAACCAUGGGACCCUACAGGAAGCAGAGAUUGCCUGUUUGGUUCCUGUUGACCAGUUUGAGUUAUACAAGAGGCUGAAGUUCGAACGAGAGGUCCACUUGGACCCCCAGAGAACGUGGUGCCCCACGGCCGACUGCCAGACAGUGUGCCACAUCGCACCGAGCGAGUCGGGAGCCCCGGUGCCAGUGGAGUGCCCCGCCUGCCACCUGACCUUCUGCUCCUCUUGCAAGGAGCCGUGGCACGGGCAGCACCUGUGCCAGGAAAACCAAACCGCUCUGGUAGCAGCCGAGCAGGGAUUCCUUAUUGGAGCAGAGACAGAGUCACCAAUUAAGCAGUGCCCAGUCUGUCGAAUUUAUAUUGAGCGAAACGAGGGCUGUGCUCAGAUGAUGUGCAAGAACUGCAAGCACACGUUUUGCUGGUAUUGUUUACAGAACUUGGAUAAUGAUAUUUUCUUACGACAUUACGACAGAGGCCCUUGCAGAAACAAGCUGGGCCACUCACGGGCUUCAGUGAUGUGGAACAGAACACAGGUUGUGGGGAUCCUCGUUGGACUAGGUAUCAUAGCGUUGGUGACCUCCCCCUUGCUGCUCGUGGCAUCUCCAUGCAUCAUCUGUUGCAUUUGCAAAUCUUGCCGGAACAAAAAGAAAAAACACAGCCUGCCGACAACCUAAAACUGUGUCUUUUUGAGUCUCCAUCUCUACAGCAUAUGUAUGUGAGAAAGCACAAUGGUUAUGUUUUGGUGCCAUACCUACCAAAUAAUGCUCCCCUUUUUUUGCCAGUUCUUGGGAAAAGUGCCUAUUCUUGACAGGUUACUCUAUCACUAACAAGUUCUCAUGGGGGAAAAGUCUGGAUUCUUGUGAAAUACAUAUAGUGUAGGUUUUUGUCUUCCUGAAGAGGAAAACAGGGCACCAUUCAGUACUUUAUACCAUAAAUAUGAUCUACCAUUGAAGACUGAUAGAACAUUCCCAAUUUCAAUCAGCUGCACGUGGCUUGAUCCUGCCACACUGCUCUGUCUUUGCAGGUCCCAGUCAUUACUGUUGUGCUUGCUGUUGGUUCUUGGUGAUGAUCAGAUUUCUCAGAAAGUUUUGGGUCUUUUGUAAAAGAGGGAGAAGGAACAGCCUGAUUAGGUUCUUCUGUCUGCUAGGUUGUGUCCAGUUAAAUAUAACAAACCAUUAAGAAAAUAUGUUUGGUAGUUUCCUGUCAAUUGGCUGCCAUGGCAUUUCUUUGAGCAUUGAAAUCCAUUUGAUUUUUACCAUUGAUCACAACUACAGAAGUAAAAACCCAACAAAACGGUUUCUAAGAUGGGGAUCUCUUUUGAGAGACUGGACUACCUUGAGAAAGCUGCUAUGUUUUUUCACAUCAAACAUGACAUAUCUACCAUGAAAUAUUAGGAAUAUGCAUAUUUCCCUAGCAUUGGGCAUGGCUUUUAUCAGUACCAUGGGUGUAGCAAACCCACAGUGAAGGUAAUAUUGUAAGAAAGGCUGUGAUACAGUUCCCAUUUUGUGCAGAGCGCUGGGAUCCUGGUUGCGUGUGAAGAAAGUGAUGGUGUGGGCACAGAUAUACCAAGUACACGUGGGCAGUCAGUGGAUAUUUUUUCCGACAAUUUACAUGGGUUGGCAGCAAGAACCCUGUCAAAAAGUUACUGAAACCAGACUAAGCCAAGCCCUCGUUCAAAACCUUAUGGACCUGCUGAAGUGAAUACUUGAGAAAUGCUGUGUAAAUGUGCGCUCCGUCCUUUGGUGGGUGCGUCUUUUGUCCUGCUCAAGGUUAACAAACUCUGUUACUGAUAUUUUUUAGUUACUCUGAAUCUGGAAGGCUAUCAGGUAAUAAGUGCUUCAUUUUAAUUUGGUGCCUCACCACCAAACCUGUUCAGACCCUGGUAUUGGUUACAGACCCCUGUAUAAGUUCGCUGAAAGCUCUCUGAAGAGCUGGAAUUACUCCUGGCUCAGUCAGGAGUAGCCGAGAUCAGACUCUACUCCCUGGAGUUUAUUUCCUUAAUGGAUGGUGCUCCUCACAACCGGGGCCGGUGGCGCUUUUGUUCUGGACUCCCGUCUGUGCAUUCUAUAUCUGUGGGAACAGAUAACAAGUUUGCACUGUAUAAUUGGUUGUAAUUCCAAACCCCUUUCCAUAUGGGCUGCGAGGCUGGAAGGAGAUGCUCAGUGUGGUGUCAGGCUCGCACUCCGCCCGGCUGCCCCUUUCCAAGCACACAGCACGGGUCACCCGGAGGGUGCUGCGGGGGUCACUCUGUGUGGUGCUUGGCCGAGCCUCAGGAACUUUGCCUUCUUGGCAGCUGUAAAUGUGCCCUUUUUUCUGUUUCACUUUGUUCUCUGGUUACUCUAACAAAAGUGGCAGGUGUUCUUCUUUUGAGAAGGUGUAGUCUGUUGAGCAGACUAGCGAGGGCAGAGGCUUUUAAUGAUACUGUCUGUUUUACUUUUUAAUUGAUUUCUUUUAUAAAUGCUGUCUGACUUUGCUACCAGUCGCGGCUGGAGGGCAGGCGGUGCUCGCCAGUGUGAAAGGCUGUAUUUAUUCUUCAUCCUCACUUUAAAGGGAAGCAGAACGGUAGACAGUACCUUCUAAAUACAGAGUGCAAUGCAGGCAACUGCCAUUUAUAAUAAAUAAAGAAUGUUUUCUGUAUGUCUUUUCUUGAAGAGCACUAAUGGUAGUGCUUUGGGGUACUUGUGACAGAUUAAAGUGUCCAGCCCUUGGCUUUGCACUAUUUUUCUACCUACAUUUUUAUGGCACUAGUGUCAUUUCCAUUUUAUUUAUGAACUUGAAGUUGCAAGUCCUACUUUAACAAAGCCUCAAGGACAAAGAUGUAGGAGCUGUACAGUCUCUUUAAGCAUAACCAGCAUUGCAAUGUACUAAUAUCCUUUGCAUGUUAAAAUUUGAGAGUUUUUCAUGUUUUGUGAUCUUACCCAUGACCGGUGCAUCCUUUGCUAGUCUGGUUUCUUUCCUUAUCCUCUCCCUCUUUCUGUUGGCCUGGUUUUGCUGAAAUGCCUAUUGGAAUGAAGGUAUUGGACUUUUUUUUUUUUCUGUUAAUGCUGUUGUGUUAAUUAAACUGUCAGGUUCUUCUCUGUGUUAAAGAAACAGUGGAAGGCAGCUCUCUUGCACCAGUUUAGGUGCCUGGUGGGCAUAACAAAACUGGUACAAAUUUAUCAUGCAGGAGUUAACACAGCCUGGCAGCCUCAGCACCAGUCCAGGUAUCUAAGAAAUCUAAAUGUGGAUUGGUAGCCCAGGUUUUUGCUGGAGGUCUUUACACGAGAACUGGAUAAGGAGAGCAGGAGCUAAAGGGACCCCUUCCUUUGGCUGUGUAGGUGCAGCAGAUGGACCAAGAAAGAAGUUCUAGACAUCUUCAGAGCUUAAAAUGAAAUCUUUACAACAAUGAUUUUCUUUAAAAGGCUGUGUCCAGUGCCCCAGCUUUUCAUUGCAUGAGAAUACUUGAGCAUAUGCAUUAAGUAGACCCUGGCCUCGCUGAGUGGAAUACUACCUGUGCUGAAGUGCUGGAGCAGGAAAAGCCCUGUUACUCUGUUUUCCAGAAGGCAGCUAUUUUGCACCAGCUGGCUAUGUUCAUAGAGUUCCAGAAAAACAUUUCAGCAGGAAUCUUUUUUUCAAUGUUGGCUUUUGCUUUUGUGUUGCUUUGGUGUUUUUUUUUUUUUUUUUUUUUUUUUUAUUAUUUUUUUAUUUUUUUUUUUGAGGGGGUGUGGUAGGAUUUUUUUUCCCCCACUUUAUAAGAAACAUUAAAGUCACUUUAUAAAAAAUUAAUGGAAAACAUGAAAAAUAAUACUAGUAAUAAUUAGGGAGAACAAAAAAAACCACAAGAAAACAAAAACGGGACUCUUAUUACAUCUGACUCAUGUUAAUCAAGGUGUCUCUAAAUCCACCCUCCUGAGCUCCAUCUGUGCGAUGUGGUUGGUGCACAUUACUACCAGGCUUCACUGCUCUUCCCAUCUCUCCUCUUGCCCCUGUGGCAGGUGGCUGGCAUGGGGGCAGCAGCCAGGGCAGAGCUCAGGGCUAUGGCAGUGCAGGUACCACACCAGGAGCACAGUGCCCACCCUGGACUCAUCCCCAGUUUGUUCUUGGGGCUUUAACCACUGAGAGACACCUUGGGGGUUUUAGGCCUUUAAUGUUACAUUGAGAGCAUUCACAAUAUUCUCUUGGAAAACAGAAGUGGAAAGUACUCCAUUCAUUCUGAACCAGGAGUAUUCAGGCCUUAUUGAAAUUGGGCUCUAGGUGUUUAAAGGUCAGCUCCUGAACUUAAGAGACCAGUGCUAGAAAUCUGGAUUUGUACUUCAUCUGGCCACUAAUGUCCAUGGUCACAUAUCAUGUCAUUUCCUACCAGUCACUGGGUCUGUGUCAAAUACAGCUGAAGAUCCCAUUCAGUAUUCCAUGUCCUUGAGUUAAAAUGAGGAUGAUGAUACCUGCUCCCAAAUCCAUCUCUUAAAAAGAGAGCAUAUUUCUCAUGCUGCAGCAUAGGUGCAUCUCUGCAGUAUUUAUUCCAGAGCUAUAGUGGGUGUUCAGUGCUGCCCUUCAGUAAGUGAUGGUUUAUUUUUGGUAUAUGGGGUUACUUACCCCAAAGAAGGGCACGAGGGGUAACAAUAGUGAAUGUUUCUCAGUGCUUUGAUGAUUCUAAAUGCUAAGUCUUGUUGUCUGUUCAGUAACACAGCAUGAAGUCCAAAGAUAAAUUUAAAAAGUAUACAAUUUUUACUUGAAUGGACUAAGAGAAACGGGAUAUUGCUCCAUGUUUGCAUGAAGAAAUAAAUACAAGUGGACAGGUACAACUGCAUUUCCACAAUGGGACAAUAAAAUCAACUUUUGGCUGCUCCAUUUUUUGGUACCACAAUGGGUGGUUGUGCUGUAGUGCCUGCUGCUUUAAAAAUUUGAAAUCUGUUUUGCACUGUAAUCUCCUUCUCCCAGUCAUUCUUUCGCAAAGUAAUUCUCUUUAUGAUCUUAUUUUUUUCAGUAUUUCUGGCCAAAGAUUCUUAGAGCAAAGCCAGUAGAUUUCUUUGUAUGAAGAUAAAAAUCUUCCAGCCAUUUUCUCCCAGGUUUUAAAAAGAAAUUUGAUGCUGAGUUACCUGGCCAAAGAUAGGAAUUCCAGACUUCGCUUGUUUAGAAAGUCUUACUGAGACUUAAGUUCUCUUGUAAGACCUAAGUAAGGGCUGAUUUGUUAGAGCUCAUAGAUAAGGGAGCCCUACAGCUUUUGAGCUUCACAGAAGAGAUGCCUCUAUUGUUAAGCAGACUUCUUUGGAAAUGUACUAGAGGGAAAAGAAAUUAAGAAUCUACAUCCUGUAUACAUGUUUUUAUUGUAUAAAUCAAGAAUACUUCUCUUGGAUAGAUUCAUAAUUUAGGGAUUCAGACUCUCUGGAGCCUUUCUAGGGUAUACUUACCCAGGAAGAUAAUCUUAGAAAUAUGCUGAGGCAGUUGAACAGAGUGUGCUAGUUAUAAAAGAGUUGUCAGACAUCUCUCACCCAUGAGUGUGUAGGAUGAGAUCAUAAUUCACAUGGCUGGAAAUAAAGAUGUGAAAAUUUGCCUUUCCUGGAACAGCAAGAGUUGGUUCUUCUGCAGUCUCCCGGAAGGUCAACUUAUUGCUAAGACUCUGGAGAACUUCAGUCUCAUUUUCAUUUGUCCUCUAGUUAGUAAAGUAAUAAAGUGAGAGCUGAAUGGUGUUGCUUAACAGGAAGCCCAAAGGUCUGUCUUGUGUCAUGACCCUCAAGUUCCUCAUAACCAAUGUGGUUUUAUAAUUUAUUAUUAUAAUUUAUGCAAUGCAAAUAUAAUUUAUAAUUAGUAAUUAUAAAAUAUUAAGGAUGAAGUAUCAUUGCCUUUAUCAUAUGAUUGAUUUAUUUUAAUUGCAUUCAUACUGGAAGGCUUAUCUGCUUCCCAUAGAGAAGGUCAUGGUGCACCUGGCAAAGUAAAUUUCUGUGAUCUGGUGCAGUCCACAGUAAAUGUUUCCUACUUGUUUGUAGUUAUAUCAGAGGGGGUUUUUUUUAUGAUCCCUCAAGUUAGUUUUUUGAAUUGAGCAAAUCUCUAUUGUUAGGAAAGGCAAUUUCCUAGCAAUGAAUUUUAUUGACCAUCACAAUCUGAGCUAUAAAAGAUGAUACUGGUUGACAAGGUCCACCAGCUCUUUGGAGGACACGACCUUCUUCUUCUCCCUUCUUCCCAAGAACCUUUAUCUUUUCUUGGAUGAAAAUUAAGGAUGUCAGUAAUUUGCUUGUGCCUUCUGGAUGUCCAGGCAGAAGUUGUAACUUCUGGUGGCCAUGUGCCGGGAGAUCCGAGACAGGUUGAAUGUGCGAUGCUGCUGGAUGUGUGCAGUGAGUUGCUUAAAUUUCAAGAAGGUGCCUGAGCUUUAUGACUCCUGGGGCUCAUGCAGUGGACGUGGUGCACAAAGGGACUCGUCCAGGUGAGGCUUCAAGUGCCACCAGCUCUAUGGCAUGUGUUGUGCUGGGCCAUCUCACCAUGUUCGAGUGUAUCCCGCAUGUUCAGCAGCAGCCCUAUCUCAAGCUUGCCCUUUCCAUAGCUCCCCAUCCACCUCCAAAAUGCCCCAGAACUCAGAACGAAUCUGUUCAUUUUCCAAGUCUCUUGCUGCUGGCCUGGUCCAGUUUCACAGAAGCUUCAGUUCACAUGAGCCAUUUCAAGCUCAGUGGGACUGAUCAUUUACUUUUCCCUAAUGAGCAAGGCUUGGGAAUGAAGAGAAGCAGAACUGUUGCGUAUGCUGGUAUUGGCAUCAUGGGCACCAAAGGUUGCUGUGUGAGAGCUCUUUUAACUGUCCCAGCGUUGCUCAUUUCUGAGAAAAGCCGGUGUUUUAAAUGCGUGUAGAUGGAAGUGUCCAAGUCUGACACUGGGAGUGUUUGUGUGUGUGGUGUGAACCAGCAGUGGCCACGGACCCCUGUCCUGCCCCCCGCAGAUUUUACAUCCUGUUUAUCUAUUUUUUUUGGUUUUUUCUUCUCCUCCAGGUAAUACACUUUCUUCACCACUUUUCUUCUGGUGAAGGGCAAAAGGGUUUGAUCUUUGUAAGAUUUGUUAAAAUAUUUUUGUGUUUAUAAGAAAGCUGACGUAUAAAGAAAUAAGUGCUUUUGUAAUUUUUUUUUUUGUGUGUGUGGUAUGAUUCAGCAUUUAAAUGUUUUACAGAUGCAGUUUUUUGCA